AUGGCUAGCGAAACUAAGCUAAACCAGAAACAUAAACUGACAAAUAAUAAUAACAACAUCGUAAGAAGAGACCGGCCCGACUCCAUUCAAGGGGGCGGUGUUGCAAUCUUCAUACGUAAAGGCAUUAGUUAUAAGGUAAUAUACAAUAGUGAAGUGCGAAAAUUUCGAUCGCUUGAGGUGUGCAUUGUAUGCAUUCCUCUCCAACAUGGAAAGCGGGUGUAUGCAGUCGCAGCUUAUGCGCCAGAAGCACCUCAGCCUGCUGACUUUACGGCAGAACUCGAAAAACUUUUUCAAGUGCUACGAUUGAAUUUGGAGGAAAACUAUAUCCUCAUGGCCGGUGAUUUGAACGCCAAACACCAAGAUUGGGGAAAUCAAAUACAGAAUCAGCGAGGUAAUCAUCUGUAUAAUUGGAUGAGUCAAAACAAUAUUGAAUAUAGGGUUGAUCUGCUGGCUACUGAAAGGCCAUCGUUUCCAAGAAGCGGUUCUUUUCUGGAUAUAUUGCUUCUAGACUCAAGACUGACAAUAACAGACGCUGUGGGCCAACACCCAAGAAACUGCCUUCGUACAAUUGAGUACGACAGCGACCACUGCGGACUCGCCGCCGCAAUACAGCUUCCGAACGAGCUUGUGGAAUUGGAGGAGUAUGUACCGGAGCAUUCUUACAACUACGGUAAGAUGCGCUGGCCACGCUUCACCAACGCUUUAGCAAGAGAACUCCGUUCGAACAACAUAGCCCCUCCAAACGACAGAAAUCUGUCGAACAGUGAGAUCGAUGGUUAUCUCCAACAGAUGGACGAUACCAUCUUACAAACGAUGAACAGAACGAUACCUAAAUACAAAGAACGUGACCAAAAUAACGUUUACCGAAACACGUCUAUUGACGCACUCCACAGACAAAAAAGCGGACUAUUGACAAGACUUAAACGUUUAUACCGGCGAUUUACCGACCCACACGAUCUGGAGAUUAGAACACUGAAGUCGUCGAUCAAAAACAUCAACCAGUUGAUCAAAGAAAAUUAUAGGUUGUCUAUUAAUUUGUAUUGGGACAAAAAAAUUCGGGCCGUCAAUUCUAGCGACCCGAGUAUGUUUCCGCAGAUUAAUAAGAUUUUUAGACGGAAUGAUCAAAACGAGCUUCCGUGUCUUAAGCUCCAGAGAACUGUGGAAAACAGAGACGUACUCCUGACCGCAGGCAUAAAUCCAGGGGAAGCCGUCUUUGACGACGACCUCUUUAUAAUCGAAGACCCGCAAGAGAAAGUGGAGGCGGUGGGUGCUGCCUUCCAGCAAGUGUACAAGGUAAAUGCUAGCAUUAACCCGAACCAUGACCUGGAAAACAGGGCCCUCCUUCAUCACUUCUACCUACGUAAUGAUAUUACGCAAUGGCGAUCUGAGAAUCGCGGUUUUACCGGGUUUAAUGAAGAACACUUGGCAAACGCCAUCAUCGCCGAGCAUGCUGGGGCUAACACCCUGUUAGUUACGAAGGUAGAGCUCAAGCUCAUCUUCGAUUCAUUAAAGAAAAAGAAAUCAGCAGGAGUCAAUGGUAUAUCCAAUAUUGUACUACGACAUCUACCGCAAGAAGCUAUUGACAUUUUUGCCACUCUGUUCAACAACGCUCUGAAUAAUGCAUAUUAUCCAAAGCGUUGGAAAACAGCAGUGGUACAUCCUCUACCGAAAAAGGGAAAGGACAACUCCAAUCCGGCAAAUCUCCGGUCGAUAAGUCUCCUUCCAAGUAUCAGCAAGGUAUUUGAAAAAGUUAUCAAUAGGGCUCUGUCUCAGUGGGCUGAGGACAACAAUAUCAUACCGGAUAAUCAAUUCGGGUUUAAGGCAGGACAUGACACUAUUCAUGCCGCGUCUAAACUUGUAUCUGAUAUUCAGUGGAACAAAUCUAAAAAACAGUGCACGGGUGCCUGUCUUGUUGAUUUGGAAAAGGCUUUCGACACCGUUUGGUUAGAAGGUCUCUACCUUAAAUUAACAAGACUUGGUAUAAGUAAACCACUUUUAUAUAUGCUUUAUGACAUGCUCAAUGGUAGAACGUUUGUUGUCAAAAGUGGCAAUGUAACUUCUACUGGAGUUUUUAAUAUUAAAAAUGGUCUUCAACAGGGAGCGGUGAACGUACCGAUUCUCUUUAGUAUUUACACCAGCGAUCUGAUAGGAAGUCUAACUCAGGCAAUUGCGUAUGCCGACGAUCUAAUUGCGUACAGAACAGCUCCAAAAGUUGAGGUCAUCAGAAUUCUCUUGCAACAUAAACUAGAAACUAUUCGUCGCGAGCUAACGAACGCAGAAGAAGUACGGAGUUUCUUGGGUCUGGUUAACUAUGUUGGCAAGUUCAUUCCAAAUCUUGCAACCACAACUGAUCCACUUCGAUUUUUAACUAAAAAGGGUCAGAAAUUCGUUUGGAAAACUGAACAGCAAAAAUCAUUUGACAAGCUUAAAGAAUGCAUGUCCAAAGAGCUGACACUAGGAUACUAUGAUGUUAAUGAUCGAACGCAAUUGGUUGUAGAUGCUAGUCCUAUAGGACUAGGAGCUGUAGGUAUUAAUACAAAUUAA
Molecule: messenger RNA, 2544 nt
Organism: Episyrphus balteatus (marmalade hoverfly)
Lineage: Eukaryota; Metazoa; Arthropoda; Insecta; Diptera; Syrphidae
Exons: 2
Coding region: 1-2544 (847 amino acids)
Molecular function (GO): catalytic activity
Source: RefSeq, a predicted model, not a curated record